Molecule: messenger RNA, 1743 nt
Organism: Chinchilla lanigera (long-tailed chinchilla)
Lineage: Eukaryota; Metazoa; Chordata; Mammalia; Rodentia; Chinchillidae
Product: phylloquinone omega-hydroxylase CYP4F2-like
Exons: 13
Coding region: 90-1658 (522 amino acids)
Molecular function (GO): heme binding; iron ion binding; oxidoreductase activity, acting on paired donors, with incorporation or reduction of molecular oxygen
Source: RefSeq, a predicted model, not a curated record
GCCAAGACAAGGGCAGUUCCUGCCAGUGAGUGGCCAGGAAAUUUGUGGGUUUUGGGUUGUAGCUUCUAGCUACAUACUUAUACGACAGGAUGACACAGCUGAGCUUGUCCUGGCUGGAUCUGGGGCCGGUGGCAGCCUCUCCUUGGUUGCUCCUGAUGCUGUUGGGGGUCUUCUGGCUCCUGACCCGAAUUUUGACCUGGACCUAUGCCUUCUAUGAAAACCUUCAGCACCUCCGAUGUUUCCCUCAGCCCCCCAAACGGAACUGGUUCUUGGGUCAGUUGGGGCAGGUGCCUCCCACGGAGCAAGGUUUGAAGUUCGUGGCUCAGACGGUGCGCACCUACCCCCAAGGCUUUUUGAUGUGGUUUGGCCCCAUCCUCCCCGUGGUCACUUUGUGCCACCCUGACGCGCUCCGAUUUGUCCUCAACGCCUCAGUUGAGGUUGCGGUCAAAGACUUCUUCUAUGGCUUCCUGAAACCAUGGGUGGGGGAUGGGCUUUUGGUGAGUGCUGGUGACAAGUGGAGCCGCCACCGUCGCAUGCUGACACCCGCCUUCCAUUUCAACAUCCUGAAGCCCUAUGUGAAGAUUUUCAGUGACAGCACAAAAGUAAUGCAUGCUAAGUGGCAGCGCCUGGUCUCCCAGGGCAGCACCUGUCUGGACAUGUUUGAGCACAUCAGCCUGAUGACCCUGGACAGUCUGCAGAAAUGCGUGUUCAGCUUUGACAGCAACUGUCAGGAGAAGCCCAGCGAAUAUAUUGCCGCCAUUUUGGAGCUCAGUGCCCUUGUGUCAAAAAGGGUUGAUCAGAUCCUUUUGCACAAGGACUUCCUGUACCGUCUCACCCAUGAUGGACAGCGAUUCUGGAAGGCCUGCCGCCUGGUGCACGACUUCACAGAUGCUGUCAUCCAGGAGCGGCGUCACAUCCUGCUCAGCCAAGGAAUUGAUGACUUCCUCAAAGCCAAAGCCAAAGCCAAAACUUUGGACUUCAUUGAUGUGCUUCUGCUGAGCAAGGAUGAAGAUGGAAAGGAGCUGUCAGAUGAGGACAUACGAGCAGAGGCUGACACCUUCAUGUUUGAGGGCCAUGACACCACGGCCAGUGGUCUCUCCUGGAUCCUGUACAACCUGGCGAGGCACCCGGAAUACCAGGAGCGCUGCCGGCAGGAGGUGCGAGAGCUCCUGAGGGGGCGUGAGCCUGAAGAGAUUGAAUGGGACGACCUGGCCCAGCUGCCCUUCCUGACCAUGUGCAUCAAGGAGAGUCUGCGGCUGCACCCCCCAGUCACUGCCGUCUCCCGCUGCUGCACGCAGGACGUUGUGCUCCCCGAUGGCCGGGUCAUCCCCAAAGGUGUUAACUGCUUCAUCAGUAUUUUUGGGACCCAUCACAACCCAGCUGUGUGGCCGGACCCUGAGGUCUAUGACCCCUUCCGCUUUGACCCAGAAAACAUCAAGGACAGGUCACCUCUGGCCUUCAUUCCUUUCUCCGCGGGGCCCAGGAACUGCAUCGGGCAGACCUUCGCCAUGGCCGAGAUGAAGGUGGUGCUGGCGCUGACUCUGCUGCGCUUCCGCGUCCUGCCCGACGACGCCGAGCCGCUCAGGAAGCCGGAGCUGAUCCUGCGCGCAGAGGGCGGGCUUUGGCUGCGGGUGGAGCCGCUGAGCAAAGGCUUGUAGGGAGCUCCUCAGCCUGGCCUGGGACCCAGCUGGCCCCACCCACCCUCCUUUGCAGACUCUCAGGAAUAAACUGUGCUGCCACCUG